AAAACACUGAUCAGUCAAUAAUCAACUGUCAGUGACGGACUCUGACGAGUCGGUUGACCUCAGGUUGGGAGGGGCGGGGUCACGGAGGAGCUCCAGUCGGCUGAUGGGCGAAGAUCUGCGGCAGCAACUUACUCCACCAGACAAACGGGUGAAGAUGUCUUCAGUACAGGUAGAGUGUGUGGUGAAAGCGAGCGCUCUGAUUGGUGAGGGGCCAGUGUGGGAGGAGUCAGAGCAAACUCUGCUGUUUGUUGACAUCGCUGGGCAGAAGAUCCACCGCUGGAGUCCAACGACCAAUCAGAUCCAGUCUGUGGAGACAGGUGACACGGUUAGCUUUGCGGUCCCUCGCAGGUGCGGCGGUUACGCUGCAGGUGUCGGUCGCAGCAUCGUGGCUGUUGAUUGGUCGACACAGAUGAUGACAUCAAUGUUGGAGGUUGACCAGGACAAACCAAACAACCGACUGAACGACGGGAAGGUGGAUCCGAUUGGACGACUGCUGGCAGGUACGAUGGGGAAGGAGACGGGACCUGCGGAGGAUGAAAGACAGCAGGGGUCACUGUUCUCUGUGACCUCUGACCUCACUGUGACCAGACACCUGAGCCAGGUGGACAUAUCUAAUGGAAUGGACUGGUCUCCUGAUCAGAAGACGUUCUUCUACAUCGAUUCUUUGUCUUUGACCGUUGACGCCUUCGACUACGACUCAAACACCGGUCACCUUGGUAACCGCCGUGUGGUGUACCGUAUGGAGGAGGGGGAGGGGCUUCCUGACGGGAUGACUGUUGAUGUUGAAGGUCGUCUCUGGGUCGCCUGUUACAAUGGAGGACGAGUCAUCAACAUCGACCCUGAUACUGGUAUGCGGCUGCAGACAGUCUCUCUCCCAGUGAUGAAGACCACUUCCUGUUGUUUUGGAGGUCCAGACUACUCUGACCUCUAUGUGACCUCAGCCUCUCUAGGCCUCGACCAAUCAGAGAGAAGAAAGCAGCCGCUGGCAGGACACACUUUCAGGGUGAGAGGACUCAGGGUCAAAGGUCGAACUUCCAACUCCUUCUCAGGAUGAUGUCAAUCAAAUCAGGGCAAAAACAACAGGAAGUGACCAAUGAUAUUAACAAGGUGUAAUUCAGGAAUGUUUGAAAUAAAUAAAUGAUGGAUGUGAUGUCCAAUGAGAAAGAA
Messenger RNA from Scophthalmus maximus (turbot), 1167 nucleotides. It is a transcript of the gene rgn, whose product is annotated as regucalcin. Gene Ontology annotation, biological process: L-ascorbic acid biosynthetic process. The transcript is spliced from 8 exons. Bases 104 to 1054 code for a protein of 316 amino acids. Lineage: Eukaryota; Metazoa; Chordata; Actinopteri; Pleuronectiformes; Scophthalmidae. The record is from RefSeq and is a predicted model, not a curated record. Gene Ontology annotation, molecular function: enzyme regulator activity; gluconolactonase activity; calcium ion binding.